Messenger RNA from Anopheles bellator, 1056 nucleotides. Its product is annotated as protein crossbronx homolog. Bases 182 to 868 code for a protein of 228 amino acids. The transcript has 4 exons. NCBI's taxonomy places the organism in Eukaryota, Metazoa, Arthropoda, Insecta, Diptera, Culicidae. The record is from RefSeq and is a predicted model, not a curated record.
UGUUUUCAACCAAGCUGGAAAAAUGUUUUCUUAGCAAAAUAGAAGAUUUUAACUAUGAUAAAUCAUUAACCAUGAGUGAACGAGUGCAGCGGGAACAUCGAUAGUACAAAACAGCCAUCUGCGUACGCUUUAAUCAGCUAUAAUCAACGAGUUUUACAAGGAAUACCACUGCACCGGAACAAUGACCCUAGCCGCCGAGGAUAAACUACUGGAGACGGUCCUGCAAGAGUACAAAAUUUUAACCGAAUAUGAGCGUCUCCAAAGCGAAGAUCUAGGCGGAGUUUAUGUAACUCCGUCGUACGACAAUCCCUUCCUUUGGUUUGGGGUCAUAUUCGUGCGUGGUGGCCUGUACAAAGGGGGAGUAUUUAGAUUCAGCGUUUUGCUUCCAAACCUUUUCCCCAACGAUAGUGCAGUUCCGGUAAUCACUUUUCAAAGUGAAGUCUUUCAUCCACUAAUUCGCCCAUCGGACGGUGUGCUAGAUUUGUCGGAUACCUUUCCCAAAUGGCGAGUCGGAGAAACUUACAUCUGGCAGAUCCUUAAAUUUGUACAGUUCAUCUUUCAAAGCCUAGAAGAGCACACAAUACAAACAGAAGAAGUUGCCAAUCGUGAUGCCUAUGAAAUGAUGCACGACAAUCGGGCCGAAUUCAUACGGCGCGUUGAACAGUGCAUCGAUGAAAGCCAAUCUAAGUUGUACGAUCUUCCACCAAAGCCGGACAGAAAUUACAUUUGUUUCGAUCGGUUCAACCCGGAAGUACACGGACCGAUACUAGAGUCGAUGAAGCAGAACAAAGUGGCCGAAGUAACGACACCUCCCUCUUCGGGACUAUCUUGGGUGCGGAAGGGUCUGUAUCAACCGCUCACUAAGUAGUGCUCCAGUUAACGUAAAUUUGUUACAACAAAAUAGAAAAACCACACAACGCCAGAAGGAACUAAAUUCAAUUUUAAAUAGUUUUAUUUUAUUUCAUUUUAAAUACACACUGUGUCUCUUGAAACGAACAAUUUAACUAUACACUAAUACUUGUGAAUAUGCUAAUAAAAUGCGAAACGCACUACAAU